UCUCUUACCAUAUGGUAAUUGGAAUAUCAUUGUUGAUAAGACAUAAUAUUGUGAGAAUCUUUACAUAAGUGUAUGUACCAAAAGAAACGGAGCAAUCAGACCUCCAGCUCCUGGGGAUGUCUUCUGCUGACACCAGGCUUCAUGAUGAAAACAAGCUGCUUGUUUCUCUUUCCUUCCAGACAGAAAUGUACUAGCUUAGUUAUGAGAACUGGCUGGGAGAAACAAGCUACUUUUUUUAUUAGUGAGAGAUGUGGUUAUUAACUGCAACACCCCCCUCCCCCCAUCUAAUUGUACUGCUGUAGUGCCUGUCCCAGGGCAGCAUCCCCUGCCUAGCAUCAGCUCAUUUCUGCAUUAACUCUUUAGUAAGAGAGCUCACAGCCUGAAUAACACAAUUCCCAGAGACAAAAGCUUUAAUAAGCAAAGGCAAUUGAAAUGAUUCAUAGAAAAUUUGCCAAAAUCAGAUGGAUUCCCAGGCCACUGAGCCUCUCACCCAUCCAUCUCCCUUUCCCCUCCCCUUCCAUCAGCCUUCCCUCCCCCUCUCUGAGCCAAGCAUCUCAGAGAAAAGGCUCUGCCUUGCACAGGCUGUGUGACAGCAGGAGGGAGAGGGAGCUGGAGAUAGCGAGGAAGAGGAAACAGUGCAUAGGGCUGGGAAGUGCUGCAUGCAUUCUUCCGAGACCGCAUCCACGCCUGGAAGAGGGAACCUACUGCUUGCAGGAACACCUUCUCUUGGCUGUUCAUUGGCUUCUGCAGCAGGUGCUUGGAGUCUAAGAAGGGCAGAAUGGGAUGAAAAACACCGCUGAAAAUCCAGAGCACAGUCCUUGUGAUGAAAACAACUGGGUGCGCAGCUGACCAAAAUGCAGCAGCAAGAGACAAAUAACCCGAGAGAAAAACCAGCAAAAGCAAAACACAGGCUGCAGAAUUCCCUGGCUCUGGAAUCAAAAUACGUGUGUGGGGGCUGCUGAUCUGCCAUCUGAUGGUUUCUUGCAAAGACCCUGAGGUUUUUUUCUUGCUGGGAAUCUUUCAGCUAACGUGAAGCGGACUGGCUUGCAAAUAUUUCUUCAGUAGUUUGACGAAAGCUGGCAUCUUCUGCACUGAAUUCUGAGCAUGUGAAAGGACAAGGCAUGUCUGUAACCAGAAUCCUGAAGCUCCCUGGGAAACGGAUUCUGUGAGGCGAAAGGUUAAAGUGGGAUCAUGGGAGGGAAGCAGGUCAAAUGUCUCACAUCACCCAGUCCUAUCCAUAGUGCAAAGAGUGAAUCCACUGUAGCCCCAUCAGAGGAAAAGGAAAGACUUGUGAUCAUCCACACUGAAGAAACAGAAACUAAAACAGAAGGGACAGAAUCUCAUUUCCAGCCUGAGUGGCAGGCAGACAACCCUGGGUCAUUUUUGGAGAAUUCAUGGGAAGAGCAGCUUUUGGAACAACAGGACCAUUUGGAAAAGGAAAUGGAGGAAGCAAAGAAGAUGAUUUCAGGUCUGCAGGCUUUGUUGCUCAAUGGAUCUUUACCUGAGGAUGAGCAGGAAGGGUCCUUUGAACUUUGUGAACGCGGAGCCUGCCCUGAAGAGCAACUGAUCAUAAUCCGAAGUCGCCUGGACCAGAGUGUGGAAGAAAAUCAAGACCUAAAGAAGGAGCUAUUGAAAUACAAACAAGAAGCUCGAAACCUACAGGGAAUAAAGGAUGCUUUACAGCAAAGGCUGAUUCAACAGGAUGCUUCAGUUCUUCAGCUAAAGCAGGAACUGCUGAGAGCAAACAUGGACAAGGAGGAAUUGCACAACCAGAACGUUGACCUUCAGAGGAAGGUUGAAGAGAGAAACCGGCUACUGGCAGAAUACAAAAAAGAACUGGGCCAGAAGGAUCGGCAUUUACAGCAGCAUCAGACCAAACUGGAUGAAAUGCUGAGGCAGCUUUCUGAGGCCAGCUACCAACAGGUGGAUUUGGAGCGGGAGCUGGAGCACAAAGAGGCCCUGCUAGCUCACUGCAUGAAGAGAGAAGCUGAAGAGGUGAUGGCUUACAGUGGUCAUAGUGCUGAGAGCAAUGGCUUCCUCCAGACAGCAGGAAAAGGAGUUGCUCCCGCAGCCCACCGAGGGACAAAUGACUUGCAGCUGGUUCGUGAUGCCCUUCGCAGCCUCAGGAACAGUUUCAGUGGCCAUGAUCCACAGCACCACACCAUUGACAGCCUGGAGCAGGGCAUCUCCAGCCUCAUGGGACGGCUGUACCGCAUGGAAACACAGAAGAGGCAAGAGAGAAGGAUCCGGGGGAAAUCACCAGCAAGCAGAGCAACAAAUGAGUGUAGAGACUCCUGGCCUCCCAAAUCGAAACUGCCUCAUUCUCACAGCACACCUGUGAUGAGCACCAGUGCCUGCACCAAAGUGUUGUACUUCACUGACCGCUCCCUUACACCUUUCAUGGUCAACAUACCAAAGAGGCUAGGGGAAGUGACCCUGAAGGAUUUUAAGGUAGCUAUUGAUCGUGAAGGAACCCACCGGUACCACUUCAAAGCCCUGGAUCCAGAGUUUGGCACAGUCAAGGAGGAGGUAUUCCAUGAUGAUGACAUCAUUCCUGGUUGGGAGGGGAAAAUUGUGGCCUGGGUGGAAGAAGACCAUGGAGAGAAUUAAUCAGCUUUUAAGUCUUGUUGCUAUGGAAACCUGUAACUGGCUGCUGAGCUCAAAGAAUGACCAAAAAGUAUGUGUGCUGGAAGGAGUCCAAUUCAAGCUGCCAAAAAAGAAGGCUUCUCUGCAAACAACGGGUAAUGCAUGUUGUGUGCAUGGACACCUGGCAUCUGACUUGCCACGGCCAAAUGUAGACAGUGUUCUGAGACGGAAAUGGCACAUCUGUGGGAAAGAAACACCUUGCUGUUCUGUCAGCUAAGCACUGAAGGCCUUAAUGAUACAUUGCUCACUUCCCCUACUUCUCCGUUCCUGCAAAAUGUGCUGCAGACUGGGGUCUGGGCACUUCAAAUCUGGUUUCUUGUAUGCGGUAUUACAUAAAUCUGCACUGAUGGCAAAAAAUGUGAAGCUUUGCCUUCAUGACUCAGAAGAAGCUGCUAGAUGAUGCGAGCUGAUGUUUUGUCCAGCUUUCACAUGCUGCAGGAGCAGAGUGAACUUUCUGGAUGUCCCAGACUGACAGUACAGAAUUCUGACUUGGGGAGGGAAGACAGUCUUCUGAAAGCUUUACUCAUGUCUAAAGCAAAGAUCACCAGCUUGGUAAAGCUCCCUUUUUCCCAAACUCAGGCUUCUAUUUCCUAGCCCUUCUUUUUCCCACUUGCUCUCCAAAGCUGUGCUUGCUUCUGAGGCCCUCUGGGUUUGCUUUGUUGCCAUGGGGACCGUUGGAUCUCGGUGCUUGCUUAUUUGCUGAAGGAUUUCAUUUGCAGGGGAGCUGGGGUCAGCUGCUUCCCUGAGGUACUUAUAAUCCCUCUCCUUGUUGAGCUUCUUUCCUUGCACUCGUGCCCUCUCCUCUUUCAGCAAGGCAGACAGUUUGUCACCUCCUGUGCAUGGUCAUCAGUGUGUGCUGCUGUGUCCACUCAUUGCCAGGGUCACCAAAUGCUUACCCACGACAGUAAGAUAAACCCUAUGAACUACACCGUCAGUUCCCUGGUAUGCUGCUUCUGGGGUGUCUGAACGAUCAGAAAUAAAUGACUGCUUGGGAAAGAACAAGCCCUAAAAAAAUCCCUGAGGGUGGGUUGUUCUGUUUGGUUUUGUGGGUUUUCUUACUUGUUUGUUUCUGCAUUGAAUGUCUCUGCCCUUCUGCUGCCAGACAGCUGUACUUCCAGAGUGCUGGCUGCAGUGUGCAGCAGACACUGUUAACCUAGAAGGUCAAAUGGCAAGUAAAGACUCUGCUCAUUUUCAGUAUGCGUGGCUCUCCCAUGGACUACCCUGUGUUUCUGUGCUGUGCAUGAGGCUGGGAGAGGGUAAACCUGGUUUUACUGUUUUAUAUUAACAUGUCCCUUUUGUAAACAUGUUCCUGUUCUUGGAAUUAUUUUGUAACAGUUUACAUUUGUCUGAGGACUGUGGAUAUUUUUAUACUAGUGCAAGUGCUUUCUGUAUAUUUCUGCACGCAUUAUACUGUGUUUUACUCAUUUUUCUAGUGGAUGCUAAGGUGUUUUGUAUCGUCUCCUGUUAACACAACACUGGGCUUAUAACUUUAUUUUACUAUGGAAAUCCAACUAGUUCCUACUGGGUUUUAUAUUUUUGCCAAAUAUAAUAGGCAGCAACAAUACUAUUUAUUUUCUCUCUGCUUCACUGUCCAGGAAGUAGCUCAAUACUCUUCUGUGGCUCUGUGCCACAUUGGCACAACACAACAUGCCUCCUGUUCUGGACAAUUUGUUAUGGUGACUUUCUCCUUACAGACAGUAGUAGGGAAGUUCAUUAAUGAACAAGUUCAUCGAUGGACUGCAGAGAGAGAAUACGUCUCUUUUGGAAAAGAUUUUUUUUUUUUCUUACUCCCUGGAAAUGGUUUCUUUGUUGCAUGAUUGCUAGUGGUAAAGAGAGCAUGGGGUUGUUAUACUGCAAUCAGUUGUAUAUUAAUUGAAAUUUUUUCUUAAGUGUUUCUUUCCUCAGGUUUUACACAUGAAUUUUAUUUCAGCAAGAGCCACGCACCCAGGCAAGAAUUUUAUGGAGAAAAUUAAGACAAUUUUCAAAGUCUGUAGUUGUCAGUUCCAUAUCCCUCUCUGCUACUCACAGAUGAGCAGUUUGGUUUUGGAGCACUGUUAAUAUGAUCAGAGCAUCUAAUGGAUAAGGCUCCAGUCCAGCCUUGCCCAUAGCUAUCCAGUUUUCUCAUGAAGAAAAUAGUUGAUAGCUGAUAUAGGAGGCAGCCUGUUCUUGUUCUUAGAUCCGUUCAGAUAACUAACCAUGGUCACAUUUAAUAGGCUUACUGCCACCAGAGAGCCAAGGACUGAACCCUGUAUGGAAACACAAGAGUAGGCUGUUUGAGAAGGAGCAAGACUGGACAAAAGGUUUGCUUUUUGGGGCUGGCCCUCCUGUACCUUCCAUCCAUGCUAAUGUCACAAGUCAUUAGCAAAAAAAAGACACACCUGAGACAAAACUGAUAGCAGUGCACUGUUCGUGGGUUCCUGUAUGCAGCUCUGCUCUGUGACAGCGAAGGUGAAGAUCCUGGAGUUGCUGUUACUGGAGCUGAAGGAUUGGUGCUCUGAUAAGCUGUACCUGGGUCCAGAUUUAUUUGUGUAUUGACACUGCAGCCUUCUUCAGACUUUACUGUUGUAUGAUUGACAAAGGCCGUAAGGAGGAUGUAAGGAAUAUUAUACAUGGGGGUAAGAGGUAUCGGGUACAAAAGCUGUUGGCCAGAUGUUUCUCUGAUAAAAGCAAAAGAUGUUGCUUUUAAAUCAGUUUGGCAUUGCUCUAACACUGACUUCAGUGGAUUUAUUCUGGGAUAUCAUACCCAGGACUCGUAUUUUUCACUGUUUUGAAUCUGUUUAUUUCUGUCCAACUUUCUUCAAAGUUACUUUCCUAUUCCUAUACUUGUAACUUGCUUCUGUAACAUACAUGCUGUGUGUAAAAUUAUAUUUUCAUAGAAUCUCUGAUGUUUGCGUUCAUCACUUAGAAAAGGCAGUUACUCUAAAGCCCGUUCUCUAGGAAAGUGAAGCUUUAUCUGUACAUCUAAACUAGACGUACCUGACUGAAUAAGCCUUGAAUUCGUGGACCGAGCAGUUAUCCCAAUAAAAUGGGGUUUGCAAA
Molecule: messenger RNA, 5685 nt
Organism: Calidris pugnax (ruff)
Lineage: Eukaryota; Metazoa; Chordata; Aves; Charadriiformes; Scolopacidae
Gene: DIXDC1
Product: DIX domain containing 1
Exons: 16
Coding region: 1192-2610 (472 amino acids)
Biological process (GO): canonical Wnt signaling pathway
Cellular component (GO): cytosol
Molecular function (GO): protein binding
Source: RefSeq, a predicted model, not a curated record